Molecule: messenger RNA, 1296 nt
Organism: Blepharisma stoltei
Lineage: Eukaryota; Ciliophora; Heterotrichea; Heterotrichida; Blepharismidae
Source: the annotation of a GenBank genome assembly
AUGUCAGCAUCUGAGAAUGCGAACAUCAAAGUCCACAGACGGCCAAUUAUUGCUCCAUACAAUGACCAAGAAGCUAUAUUAAUCCCUAACCCAGAGGUUUUUCGCAGAAAGCUUCAUGAUCUCGUCAAUGGCGGCAGCCAUAACGUCGAGGUCAUUUCUGAUUAUGAUUUCACUCUAAGUCGAUUCCGUAUAGGCAAUCAAAAAGGAAAAUCUACUUACCAAGUCGUAGAAGCAGGAGCGCUGUCAGGUGACAAACUUCAAGAAACCCAUGAUUUAUAUAGCUAUUAUCAUCCUAUUGAAGUAGAUCCUCAUAUACCUCACGACGAAAAAGAAAGACUUAUGCAUGAGUGAUGGGAUAAAAGCAAUGAAAUCAUUUUGUCUGUUGAUAUCCACAGAAGCAUGCUCUAUGAUUUCAUAAUGGACUCAAAUUUGCAUUUGAGGCAUGGAGUAUGAUAUAAUUAAAGGAUUUUAGGAAUAAAUGGUCAUAAAUACAGUAAUUUUUUAAGGAAAAUAAGAUUUUCACUUGAAUAGAAAUGGUAAAUUUAAGCAAAAAGCAUAGACCGUGUUUUGCAUCAUUGCGACAGAAACCUUAUUCCUUUUACCAUUAUUUCUGCAGGAUGUGGAAAUAUCAUUGAAGUCUCCUUACUCCGCCUUUAAGAGCAACCAAAGUCAUUGAAAAAAACUAUUUUUGGAAAAUCCAGAGCCACUAACAUUCAAUUUUUUUAUAUAAAAUAUUUUAUAUAUAUUAAAAUGUGAUAACGAGAUCUCUAGGCAAAUUUAUUGAAUUUUAAACAUUUAAUUCUUAAAAUAAAAUUUUAUAGCUUUUAUUUUGUUUUUUUUUGGAUUUUUUUUAAAAUCAUUUUGAUAUAAAAAAGGUUAGAAGAAUACUUAGAGCAUGAAAAACUUGAAAUUCAUUCAAAUUUUAUGAUUGGUGACUGUGAAGGAAGAUACACACACUGGUCUGAGCCUGCUUUAAGAACCCUCAACAAGAAUUUAGUCCUGCGAGACCGUCCUGUGAAGCCAAACAUUAUUUUGUUAGGAGACAUGAUAUCUGACAUAAAAAUGAUAGAGCACGCUACCUACAAUGACGCCUUAAAGAUAGGAUUUUUAAACGAGCCAAGCAGUUAUGUUCUUGACGCUUAUAAAGAAGCUUAUGAUAUCCUUAUCUUAAAUGAUGGCAAUAUGAGCUUAAUCGAGCUGAUUCUAUCAUUGGUAACUGGUGAAGCCUUCAAUAUUGACGAUUAUCCUUCUUUACAAGCCCUUAAAGAUUACUUGCCUAGUUUAGUUAGAAAUUAG